Molecule: messenger RNA, 2264 nt
Organism: Andrographis paniculata
Lineage: Eukaryota; Viridiplantae; Streptophyta; Magnoliopsida; Lamiales; Acanthaceae
Product: pentatricopeptide repeat-containing protein At5g04780, mitochondrial
Exons: 1
Coding region: 113-1969 (618 amino acids)
Biological process (GO): RNA modification
Molecular function (GO): RNA binding; zinc ion binding; protein binding
Source: RefSeq, a predicted model, not a curated record
CUUACCCAAUUAAGAACACUUCACCACUGUCAAUCAUUCCAGGAAGAACAGAACCAGAAUCGCCAUAACAGUGUUCAUAUGCACUAAAUUAACCCAAAAUCAAUCUCUUUUGAUGAACACCUUCUGCAGAAAUCACAAAUCUUAUGCUGCAAUCAGAACCAUUUCUUCAAUCUCCGUUGCUGCUGCGCUCGAUCCACCAUUCCAAGAACACGGCCGUGUUCUCGUCACAAGAUCAUCCUUUAUCCAGAAUCUCCAAACCCUAGUCAUAAAUUGCGCCGAUCAGAGAAGAAUCAGGCAAGGCCAAUCCUGCCACGCUCAAAUUCUCCACUUCCGAUUACAAUCCGACGCCAUAACCUCCAACAUUCUGAUCAAUCUCUACUCCAAAUGCGGCCGCAUCGAAUACGCAGUCAAAGUGUUCGACGAAAUGCGCGUGAAGACCGACGUGUCUUGGAACACUCUGAUCGGCGGGUACACUCGAAUUGGAGGAAGCAAUGAAUCCUUAAACCUCUUCAUAAAGAUGCUCAGAGAAGGAAAUGGAAUCACUGAAUUUGCUCUGUCGAGCGUUCUCUGCGUUUGUGCUUCGAAAAUUUUAUCCUUCGAGAGCCUGCAGUUGCACGCUUUCGCGAUUAAAACGUCGAUGGAAUCGAAUGCGUUCGUCGGCACUGCAUUGCUUGAUGUUUACGCGAAGUGCGGUUUCGUCGGGGACGCUUCGAAGGCGUUCGAAUCAUUGCCGGAGAAGAAUGACGUAACGUGGAGUUCGAUGAUGGCCGGAUUCGUUCAGAACGAGCGUCACGAGGAGGCGUUGAAAUUAUUCCUAACGGCGCAGAGGAACACCGUCGAAAUUAACGCGUACAGUAUUUCGUCGUUCCUCAGCGCCUGCGCUGCGUUGGCGGCUUUGAUAGAAGGGAAACAGAUGCACGGCGUUGUGUUUAAGAUCGGGUUCGGCGCGAAUCAAUUCGUCGCGGCGUCUCUCGUCGACGUGUACGCGAAAUGCGGGAGUAUUAAAGACUCGUACGCCGCGUUUUGCACUGCGGACGAGAAGAACGUCGUUUUAUGGAAUACGAUGGUAUCGGGUUUCGCCCGACACGCGCGGCCAUUCGAGGCGAUGAUAUUGUUCGAGAAGAUGCAGCAGAUGUUGUACAAGCCGAACGAAGUGACGUACGUUUCGAUUUUAUCGGCGUGCGCCCACAUGGGUUUGUCGGAAAAAGGGCGCAAAUAUUUCAACAUGAUGGAAACCGAGCACAACCUAUCGCCGAACGUUUUUCACUACGCUUGCAUGGUCGACAUCCUCGGAAGAACCGGGCGAAUCGACGAAGCGAGAGAUUUAAUCGCGACGAUGCCGUUCGAUGCUACAGCGUCGAUUUGGGGUUCGCUUUUAGCUUCUUGCCGGGUUUACGGAAAUGUCGAGGUGGCCGAGGUCGCGGCGAGAGAGUUAUUCGAGAUGGAACCGAACAACGCCGGGAAUCACGUCUUGCUUUCGAACAUUUACGCCGCGAAUCGAAGGUGGGAGGACGUCGCGUCGGCGAGAAAACUUCUUAAAGAGAGCGAAGCCAAGAAAGAGCGCGGCAAGAGUUGGAUUGAGAUUAAGGACAAAGUUCAUUCGUUUAUGGUCGGCGAGAGAGCGCAUCCACGGAUAAACGAGAUCUAUUCGAGGCUCGACGGAUUGUUUGAAGAGAUGGCGGAAUUGGGGUUCAAGGGCGAGAUUGAACACGACUUGCACGACGUCGACGAGAGCUACAAGAGGGAACUUCUCAAGCAUCAUAGCGAGAAGCUCGCCUUUACGUUCGGGUUAAUGUGCUUACCUUCGUGCGCGCCCGUAAGGAUCAUGAAGAACCUACGGAUAUGCGGCGAUUGCCAUGAGUUCAUGAAAAUCGCGUCGGCUCUCACGGGGAGAGAAAUUGUCGUCAGGGACAAUAACCGGUUUCACCAUUUUAGGGACGGGCGAUGUUCGUGCGGAGAGUUUUGGUAGCGAUGGCGAUCGAGAUGCUUCGACCAAAAGAGGUGAAUUGUGCUUUAAUUCGUUGUUUUACGAUGAAUCGAGGUUGUUAAGGAGAGUUCUCGUCGUUCUUUCGCUUUUGUCGUCGUGGAUGUAAAGAACUUUUCGAUCCAUGGGCGCAUAAGAGGUGGCCGGAGUCGCUAGUUCAAACUCUACCGUUGUUUUAUCGACCGAGCAUGUCAUACAGAACUUUAUCUAGUGUAGCUUUUUUUGUUGGCGUGGUUUGCAUAUUAUUACGUUUGAUCGGAGGUUUACUCAGGGUGUCUCA